AUGGGAAGAGUCCUGCUGUGGUCAAGGGAAGAGUCCUGCUUUGGCCAUGGGAAGAGUCCUGCUGUGGCCAUGGGAAGAGUCCUGCUGUGGCCAUGGGAAGAGUCCUGCUGUGGCCAUGGGAAGAGUCCUGCUUUGGCCAUGGGAAGAGUCCUGCUGUGGCCAUGGGAAGAGUCCUGCUGUGGCCAUGGGAAGAGUCCUGCUGUGGCCAUGGGAAGAGUCCUGCUUUGGCCAUGGGAAGAGUCCUGCUGUGGUCAAGGGAAGAGUCCUGCUGUGGCCAUGGGAAGAGUCCUGCUGUGGCCAUGGGAAGAGUCCUGCUGUGGCCAUGGGAAGAGUCCUGCUGUGGCCAUGGGAAGAGUCCUGCUUUGGCCAUGGGAAGAGUCCUGCUGUGGCCAUGGGAAGAGUCCUGCUGUGGCCAUGGGAAGAGUCCUGCUGUGGCCAUGGGAAGAGUCCUGCUGUGGUCAAGGGAAGAGUCCUGCUGUGGCCAUGGGAAGAGUCCUGCUGUGGCUAUGGGAAGAGUCCUGCUGUGGCCAUGGGAAGAGUCCUGCUGUGGCCAUGGGAAGAGUCCUGCUGUGGCCAUGGGAAGAGUCCUGCUUUGGCCAUGGGAAGAGUCCUGCUGUGGCUAUGGGAAGAGUCCUGCUGUGGCCAUGGGAAGAGUCCUGCUGUGGCUAUGGGAAGAGUCCUGCUGUGGCUAUGGGAAGAGUCCUGCUGUGGCCAUGGGAAGAGUCCUGCUGUGGCUAUGGGAAGAGUCCUGCUGUGGCCAUGGGAAGAGUCCUGCUGUGGCCAUGGGAAGAGUCCUGCUGUGGCCAUGGGAAGAGUCCUACUUUGGCCAUGGGAAGAGUCCUGCUGUGGCCAUGGGAAGAGUCCUGCUGUGGCCAUGGGAAGAGUCCUGCUGUGGCCAUGGGAAGAGUCCUGCUGUGGCCAUGGGAAGAGAGACCAUCAGAGGUCAGCAUCACCAUUCUCUGCAUGUCCAGUCCAUGGUUGAAGUAA
Knipowitschia caucasica is the source of this 987-nucleotide messenger RNA. The record is from the annotation of a GenBank genome assembly. NCBI's taxonomy places the organism in Eukaryota, Metazoa, Chordata, Actinopteri, Gobiiformes, Gobiidae.